Messenger RNA from Physella acuta, 4473 nucleotides. RefSeq names its product TNF receptor-associated factor 2. Gene Ontology annotation, cellular component: cytoplasmic side of plasma membrane; plasma membrane signaling receptor complex. Gene Ontology annotation, biological process: signal transduction; regulation of canonical NF-kappaB signal transduction; regulation of apoptotic process. Gene Ontology annotation, molecular function: tumor necrosis factor receptor binding; zinc ion binding. The record is from RefSeq and is a predicted model, not a curated record. NCBI's taxonomy places the organism in Eukaryota, Metazoa, Mollusca, Gastropoda, Physidae.
GAAUUUUAGUAAAUACGACUACAAGAUAACUAGACUGUAGAUCUAGUUAGAUUAAUUAUUACCUCAGUAUAGCUCACUCUCGGCACUUUUAAAAUCCAGAAUUCGACACUGUUGCUCAACUUGCUUUUAUUUUUAUUUUUAAAUCUAGAUCUAGAUCUAGAAUAUUUCAAUUUCUGAAUUUCAAAUCUAGAAUUUGUCGUAUUUGACAAUCAAUCAAAAUAUCUUUUUAUUAAGAUCUAGAUCUAGAUCAGUAAAUCUAAAAGGCAAAGCUGUGACUGUUGACAACAUGGCACUGCCACCCGUAUUUUCUGAAAGUGGAGAGAGGCAGACAGGUGGCUACUUCCGUCUUAUUUUACCAGCUGGAUGUGACCCAAAAUUUUUAUGUAAACACUGUGGUCUAAUCUUAAGAGACCCAAUACAAAGUCAGUGUGGGCAUAGAUUUUGUCGCAGUUGCAGAGAUGAAAUACUUAUUACCAAUGCUAUUGUUGACUGCCCUGCAUGUCUAGAGGAACAAGUAGAUGAACAUGAAAUGGGACAGCUUUCUAUGAAUGAAAUGUUUCCUGAUAAUGCAGUGAAGAGAGAAAUGUCUAACAUGCAAGUGUGUUGUGUUUUUCCUGGCUGCAACUGGAAAGGAAGAUUCAAAGACUAUGAAUCCCAUGAAAGGAACUGUCAGUUCAAACAGCUGGCGUGUGCCUUGUGUAGCCAGCCAGUGACAGAUGGACAGCUUGAGGAGCAUCGACUGCACUCUUGUCUACAGCGGGAUGUGGCCUGUGAUUACUGCAACACUCAUUUGGUCUACUCCAGAUUACAGAGCCAUCUUGAAACUUGUAGUCAAGUUUUAAUGACAUGUGACAAGUGUGGGCGUUCUGGUAUCAGGAGAGAACUGCUGAGCUCUCACCUAGAAGAAAGUUGUCCUAAGAGGAUUGUGUCAUGUCCUGUAGGUUGUGUUGAUAAGUUCCAACAAGACAAGUUCAGCGCACAUUUGAGUGAGCUUCUGGCUGAACAUUUGGAGUGGACUGUGACCAAGUUGGUGGGGCUAGAGAACAAGGUGGAGCAGACCUUGGGGGCUGGGACCAUCAUCCCCCAGUCACAGCUCACCCCCAUCAUGGAGGACAUCAAAAACCUGGAGAAGAAGGUUCAAAAUUUUGAAAGACAAAUUCAGCAACUGAUUCAGUCUAAAUCAUCAGCCGUAGGAGGAGCAGCUGGGGACAACAGUAUGUCAGCAGAGGUGGCAGCCAAAGCGAGUCUGAAACUUGUGGAACCAAUACUUGGUGUUAUACAUAAUGAAGUGGACACGGCCAUACAUGCUCUACAGACUCUAGAGGGACACUACAGGCAACAACAGGCACAAUUGGAUGAAAUAGAAAACCAGUUUAGAAUACAACAGCAACAAAUCCAGUUGAAGGAUGCAGCAUUUGCUGACCUUGAGAUGAGACUUGCCGCCCAGGAAAUGGCUCGACAUGAUGGGACUAUUUUGUGGAAAGUUUCUGGCUUUGAAGCAAAAAAACGUGAUGCAAUCAGUGGCCAGACAACUAGUUUAUAUUCACCAGCCUUUUACUCUGGUCCUUGUGGCUACAAAAUGUGUGCUAGGAUAUAUCCCAAUGGUGAUGGCAUUGGUAAAAAUUCACACAUUUCACUUUUUUUUGUCAUAAUGCGGGGACAUUUUGAUGCUUUAUUGCCAUGGCCUUUUUCACAGAAGGUGACUCUGAUGAUGAUUGAUCAGAAUCACAAAGAGCACAUUGUUGAUGCAUUUAAACCUGAUCCUUCCAGCUCAUCUUUUAAGCGCCCCACAACAGAGAUGAACAUCGCCAGUGGGUGCCCACUCUUCCUACCUUUAGAGAAGCUCCAGAGUCGACAACAUGGCUACCUGCGUGAUGACACCAUCUUUGUCAAGAUCAUUGUUGACACUGAUGGCUUAGACAGGUACACAGAAAUGAAUCCUGGAAGAUUUGCAACAGGUUACCCAUAAUCCUAAGCUUUUCCCUCUGACCUUGAGAUGCUCGAAUUGAACUUGUUUUGGUAUUGUAACUUUAUUGAACACUUUAGAUGAGCAGGACUUGAAUCAAUUGUAACUUUAUUGAACACUUUAGAUGAUAGGGACUAAGCACCACCUAAACACCAGUUACAUUGUUGUUUUGUUUGUUAGUGAACCAGCAGCAGUCUCCUGCACUGAGCUGAUGCUAUGUAUAGACACCUUUAUUUGUUUUGUUAUUUUUUUUAUCUUUGCAAGUGAUAUCCAAUUUUCAACUCAACUAUUUCAGUACUUAAUUUACAAUUUAGUUUCUGAUGAUACUAAAACAUUUGCCUAUUUUUCUUAAGUUCCAGUGACUGAUUAACUUUAAUAAAUAUUUUAAAACCUAUUUGUUAAUUUAAAUAAAUACUUUAAAACCUAUUUGUUAAAUAAAUACUUUAAAACUUAUUUGUUAAAUAAAUCCUUUAAAACCUAUUUGUUAAAUAAAUCCUUUAAAACCUAUUUGUUAAAUAAAUACUUUAAAACCUAUUUGUUAAAUAAAUAUUUUAAAACCUAUUUGUUAAAUAAAUCCUUUAAAACCUAUUUGUUAAAUAAAUACUUUAAAACCUAUUUGUUAAAUAAAUACUUUAAAACCUAUUUGAGUGUUGACAGGUCACAGGGAAAAGCAUUGCAGUAGUUAAUGCCAUAGUUUUGGACAUGAAUAUUUGUAUCUGUUUAAACAAAGUAGAUAAACAAGCUAUCAGAUUUUUGUAUGUAUAAAAAUGAUUCCGAUUGCAAUAACACUACCUUUGUCUGAGUUGAAAGCAAGUUUGUUGAUUCAUCAAACUUAAUGUGGGGUUUGUUAAAGAACAAAAUCAAGUUUUUUAAGGCAAAGUAAUUUGUACUAGUUUAUUGAUAUGUUCAUGUUAUUAUUUAUUUGCUGGCUUAAUGAUUUCAACUAUGUAAUAUAAAAACUGAUGCAUGUAAUGUUCAACCAAUGAUGUUUUGUUAUUUGCUUUCUAUCAUGGCUCAUGGUUGCAAUAAAAACUCAAGUGAAUGAAAUAAAGUGUGAUUUACAUUCUAACUCAGAUAGAGGACUCUUGAUUUGUCCAGUUGUUCAUUUUUUUCCCAAUCUCUUUUUUGAUACUUUAAAAUAUAGUGGAAAAUAUGUUUGAUAGUUUUAUCCUUUGAUACUUGUACAUUACAUGUAGUGGAAACUAUCAAUUUGUUUAACAUAGUUUUUAUCCUUUGAUACUUGAAUUACAUUAAUAUGUAGUGGUAUUUAUGUUUAAAGUUAUUUUAACUUUAUUUGAUAGGUUUUAUCUUACACUUUAUGAUUGAUAUAUUAUAAUAAUUAUUUCCUGGGUGAAUGAACCUUUGUAAUUGAAAUGGUAUACAAGAAUUUUAUAAAUAAUUUCUUGACAUAUUUUGGGAUCCAUCAUACUCAUAUCAAAGUACUUGUUUGUACUUAAUAGAUUUUAGACUUGUUUUUUUAAAUUUUGUUUUAGUUCAUAAUGUCUGUAUACACUGUGUUAUCCACAGAGAUUUUUAUUAUUUAAAGUGCUGAGUUGUAUUGUACUUUUGCUUAACUGUGGUACUAUACUACAUGCACUCUAUGCUUUUGUUUAGUUUAUACAUAAAAAGGGUAGCAGCAGUGAGCUUUAUGCAAUUAGUAAUAUAUAGGGUGGUGUCAGUAUCCUCACAAAUUCAAGACAAUAAUAGGUACAUUGGACAUUCAGACCCAAGGUCUCCAUUGGCACACAAUAGUGUGGUUAGAUACUAGACAAACAAGAUAAACAGUAACACAAUUAUGGACUUAGCUUGACAGUGGAAACAUCUUGUCUAAUUGCCCUGAUAUCUAAAUUUAGACAAUAUGUGACUAAAAUUGGUGAGGAUACUAACACUACCCAUUUUAUUACUUUUGUUUAGAAUAUUACAUGCAGUCUAUGCUAUAGAACAGUGGUCCUUAACCUUUUAGGGGUACCAUAUUCACCAAACCCUUCUUAAUAGUUCUAUCAUCUUCACUGACAAAAUCUGAUCCUGAAUCAUAUGAGUUGGGUGUGUGUUGACCUCAGCUGAACCCCUGAGGCUGACUCUCACUGAACCACUCGGGUUUGAUUGAACCCAGGUUAAGAACCGCUGCUUUAGAAUUAUACUACAUGCAGUUUUGUAGUAUACUAGAAACAGUCAUAGAUUGUUAUAAACUACAUAGUCCCAUGUAGGUAGCCUUUGAACCACUAUGUCUGUAGAGAAGUAGAAAUACCAAGUGAUCCCAGCAACAAUUUUCUAUUUUUAAAUGUAAUGUUCUUAUUGCUAUUGCACUGUUAGAUAGAAGUUAGGAUAUGUUGUUUAUCUCAUAAUGGUGUAUGUCAUGUGUAUCUCACACAAAUCAAUGUAAUAUAGCCUGGAUAACAUAUGCCCAUUCACAUGUGUAUCCAUGUAAUACCAAUUUGAUAUCAGUUGUAUGCAAAGCUUUUUUAAUUUAAUGCUAGAUGUUUUUAAAUAAAGAUAUUUUCUGUCAA